Scylla paramamosain (green mud crab) is the source of this 777-nucleotide messenger RNA. Its product is annotated as salivary glue protein Sgs-3-like. The transcript has 3 exons. The record is from RefSeq and is a predicted model, not a curated record. NCBI's taxonomy places the organism in Eukaryota, Metazoa, Arthropoda, Malacostraca, Decapoda, Portunidae. Bases 1 to 777 code for a protein of 258 amino acids.
AUGAAAAGUGUACGGCAAAAAGAAUUCAAUUUAGAAGGAAUGGAGGAAGAGGGAAGGGAGAAGGAGGAAGAGAAGGAGGAAGAGGAAGAGAACAAGGAAGAAGAGGAAGAGAACGGGGAAGAAGAGGAAGAAGAGGAUGAAGGGGAGGCCGAACCAAGCCAAGCCAGACCAAGCCAAGCCAAGCCGAACCAAGCCAAGCCAGACCAAGCCAAGCCGGACCAAGCCAAGCCAGACCAAGCCAAGCUGGACCAAGCCAAUCCAGACCAAGCCAAGCCGGACCAACCCAAGCCGGACCCAAGCCAAGCCAAGCCAGACCAAGACAAGCCGAACCAAGCCAAGCCAAGCCGAACCAAGCCAAGCCAGACCAAGCCAAGCCAAGCUAGACCAAGCCAAGCCAGACCAAGCCAAGCCAGACCAAGCCAAGCCAAGCCAGACCAAGACAAGCCAGACCAAGCCAAGCCGGACCAAACCAAGCCAGACCAAGACAAGCCAGACCAAGCCAAGCCAAGCCAAGUAGAACCAAGCCGGACCAAGCCAAGCCGGACUAAGCCAAGCCGAGCCGGACCAAGCCAAGCCGGACCAAGCCAAGCCGGACCACGCGAAGCCAAGCCAAGCCAAGCCAAGCCAGAGCAAGGCAGACCAGAGCAGGAAGGAGCAAGGAAGACCAUGACAAACCACCACCACAAUCAUAUGCCCGCAGCCACAGACCACUACACCCGUCACUCCCGCCCCUCGUGUGGCUCCCUGGACCUGACAGCGCCGCUCACUGCCCGCUGA